AUGAAAAUGGACAGGACAAAGUAUGCACCAGUGUCUUUGACAAUUGAUGAUAGUUGUCCCGAAAAUCUUCAAGACAAAGUAACAAAUAAAAUUCGUAAAUUUUAUUUUGGCGAUGAGGAUAUUACUCGAUCAACAAAAACAGAGUUAAUAAAUAUGUAUUCCGAUGCAUGGUUUAAUGUUGGAACUUGUGAAUCAGUUAAAACUCAUUAUAAAAAAUUUUCAAGUCCAGUAUAUUUUUAUCAUUUUGCAUACAGAGGAAGAUACUCUGUCUCAAAUGUAUAUGAUAUUUUUGGAGAAUAUGGAGUUAGUCAUGCAGAUGAACUUCAAUAUUUAUUUUCAUUUAAUAUAAGAUUUUUUUUUGAUCUUAUAAAACUUCCUGUAGCCACUGAAGAUUUAAAUGUUGCUCAUUUUAUGACAAAUUUGUGGUAUAACUUUGCAAAAACUGGAAAUCCUACACCAGAAAUAACAGAAAAAAUACCAGUUAAAUGGCUACCAGUACAAAGUGAAGAACUUGAAUAUUUUGAUAUUAAAAGUUCAACAAGUUUCGAAAUGUUAAAAAAUUUUCAAAGUGAUAGAAUUGCAUUUUGGAAUAGCAUUCCUCAUCGUGCAAAUAUUGUUCCAUUUUUAAAUGAUGCCAAAGAUGAAUUGUAAUAUUUUUAAUUAUAAAAGACAUGUAACAUGCCAACAAUAAUUAAAAUAAAUAAAUAAAUAAAUAAAAAAUAUGUUUUGAAUAAAUUAAUGUAAUUUUUUUUUUUUUUUUGUUAUGUAAUAUUUGAAUCAAUCUAUAAUUUGUUUUUCUCACUAUAUAAUUAAAAAUAAUUUGAAUAAAUAAA
Molecule: messenger RNA, 833 nt
Organism: Aphidius gifuensis
Lineage: Eukaryota; Metazoa; Arthropoda; Insecta; Hymenoptera; Braconidae
Product: esterase FE4-like
Exons: 3
Coding region: 1-651 (216 amino acids)
Source: RefSeq, a predicted model, not a curated record